Molecule: messenger RNA, 1267 nt
Organism: Dimorphilus gyrociliatus
Lineage: Eukaryota; Metazoa; Annelida; Polychaeta; Dinophilidae
Source: the annotation of a GenBank genome assembly
AUUUAUUUGUAAGGUAGAUUUCAUAAAUGGUCACCAAUAUAACACUAUAUAUAAGGAUCAUUAGCAGUAAAUUUAAGUUGAUGAAGUAGUUCAAAAUUUCAACUUUCAUUUAAAUUGCAAUAUAUCAUAGAAAUACAGGAUAACUUUUAAAGACCUAAUUAUGACCUAAUUCAGUUUCUUUGUAUUCUCAGAAAAUAUGACCAGCAGGAAACUUCUUAGAACACUAAUUGAUUAUGAGGAAGAAGCCCAAAAUAUACUGAAUGAGCCUGUUCGUUCUUUUUACUACAGUGGAGCCGAAUACGGUAAAGCCCAUAGAAGGAAUAUAAAAGCACUGCAAAAAAUUUAUUUGUGUCCUAAUAUAUGCGUGGAUGUAAGUGAAAGAGAUACCUCAGCUAAUUUCCUGGGAUAUUCAAUACCUAUACCUUUGGGAAUCAGUCCAACGGCACAGCACAAACAUGCAAACUUUGAAGGAGAAUUAGCAACAGCAAGAGCAGCGGCUUAUCAUAAUACUCCCUACGUAAUGAGCUUAUUUUCAAACAUUUCAGUUCGGCAGGUUAUACAUGCUGUACCGGGAGUUAAAAUUCUUAUUCAAUUACAAUUUAUGAAAGACAGAGAUAUCCUAAGCAAACUGCUAAAUCAAUUUAUCAAUGAUGGAGUAAAGGGAAUAUGUCUUACUCUCGAUAUACCUAUUAUUAAUCCCACAAAGCCUGGUUUACUAUCUCUAGCUUCAAAAUAUUCGAUACCGAACAUUCCAACAGAACUUCGCGAAAAGACCAAGACAUCUCUAACAUUGUUUGACAACGAUCAUAUAACCUGGGAAGAUGUAGCGUGGUUUAUAUCUAAAUCUACUGUACCAGUCAUAGUUAAGGGUGUUUUAUCACCUAAGAAUGCCUUAGAAGCUAUAAAUAUUGGAGCAGCAGGUAUAUGGAUAUCCAAUCAUGGUGGUCGCCAGUUGGCGGAUGCUCCACCAACUAUAGAGGCUCUUAGAGUAAUUGCUCCUCUUGCCAAAAAAGCUAAAAUUCCUUUAUAUAUAGAUGGUGGAAUUAGAAGUGGCGGUGAUAUACUCAAGUGCUUAGCCUUAGGUGCCGAUAUUGUUUUUCUUGGUAGACCCAUUAUAAGUGGAUUAGUUGUUGGAGGUUACAAAGGAGUAGUUGACACUUUGAAUAUAAUAAAAAGAGACUUCGAAGCUAAUAUGGCUAUGUGUGGAUUUAAGAAUGUGAAAGAGAUUAACGAAAAAUGCUUAUGGGAAAAUAUAUCAAAAAUAUAG